This is a messenger RNA of Drosophila navojoa, 719 nucleotides long. It is a transcript of the gene Sap30, whose product is annotated as SIN3-associated polypeptide 30. The record is from RefSeq and is a predicted model, not a curated record. Gene Ontology annotation, molecular function: protein binding; transcription coregulator activity. Gene Ontology annotation, biological process: regulation of DNA-templated transcription. NCBI's taxonomy places the organism in Eukaryota, Metazoa, Arthropoda, Insecta, Diptera, Drosophilidae. Gene Ontology annotation, cellular component: histone deacetylase complex.
GCGACAGUGGCAAAGUGAUGAUGUUUGUAGCGAAUGGGGGGUGAGAAAAACGCACAAAGUCAGAGCAGAAAGCAGAGUGGGAGAAACAACAACAGCUACAAAUUGACCAUGAACAACGGAUUCAGCACCGGCGAGGAGGACUCGCGCGGUGGCCUCACGGACCAAACAUGCUGCCUGAUCGACGACAUGGAAAGGUGCCGCAAUCAGGCCGGCUACGCUAGCUACAGCAAACGUAUACAGAAAACGGUGGCCCAGAAGCGCCUCAAGCUGAGCAGCGAUCCCAGUGCGCAGCAUAUUUACAUCUGCGACUAUCACAAGGAGCGCAUCCAAUCGGUGCGAACGAAGCGACGACGCAAGGACAGCGAAGACGAUAGCAACGAAACGGACACAGAUUUGCCAAACUUUCCCGAUCUCUAUCAGCUGAAUCUAUCUGCGCUGCGUCGCUACAAGCGCCACUUCAAGGUGCAGACGCGGCAGGGCAUGAAGCGGGCCCAACUAGCGGAUACCAUCAUGAAGCACUUCAAGACAAUACCAAUCAAGGAGGAGUCGGAGAUCAUUACGUACUUUGUGUAUAUGGUUAAAAUGGGAUCCAAUAAAUUGGAUCAGAAGAAUGGCAUUGGCAAUGAUACCACCUGAACGCAACUCUGUCGGCUGCCGCGGUAUCGCUAUCGCCCUCGUUAUCGUUAUCGCUAUCGUUAUUAACGCCGGUUGCUGAAUAA